This is a messenger RNA of Schistosoma mattheei, 2027 nucleotides long. Lineage: Eukaryota; Metazoa; Platyhelminthes; Trematoda; Strigeidida; Schistosomatidae. The record is from the annotation of a GenBank genome assembly.
GUAUGCGCAAGCGGAAUUUUGAACGUGUCUCGAAAUGGCGGCAUCUAAGGGUGCCAACACCUACAACCGUCAGAACUGGGAAGAUUCUUCAUUUCCCAUUCUAUGUGAGACAUGCUUAGGACCAAGUCCCUUCGUUCGAAUGAUGAAAGAGAAAUAUGGCAAGGAGUGUAAAAUUUGUGACCGUCCUUUCACUGUUUUUCGUUGGUGCCCUGGUCCCAAAGCCAGAUUCAAAAAGACUGAAGUCUGUCAGAGCUGUGCAAAGAUAAAAAAUGUUUGCCAGACCUGUUUGUUCGACCUCGAAUACGGUCUUCCUGUUGAAGUCCGUGAUAAAGCACUUCGUUUAUCACAACAAUUGCCGAAAAAUGAUGUUAAUCGAGAAUAUUUCCACCAACAAAUUGAACAGAACCUUGAAGUGGAAGGUGACAUAACAGCUCCAUAUGGAGGAAAUCAGCUAAUUGGAAAAGCUAUUUCAAACACAGCAUCGGCAAGCAGUUCUAGCGGUGGUGGAGGCACAGAUUUACUUUUAAAGCUAGCCCGUACUGCACCGUAUUAUCGUAGAAAUCGCCCACACAUAUGCUCUUUUUGGGUGAAAGGUGAAUGUAGGAGAGGAGAAGAAUGUCCAUAUAGGCAUGAAAAGCCUACCGAUCCUGAUGAUCCUCUUUCUGACCAGAAUCUAAGAGAUCGUUACUACGGUCACGAUGAUCCAGUGGCAGCCAAACUGCUGUCGAAAUAUGACACAAUGCCUAAACUUAUUCCUCCUGAGGAUCGUACAAUAACCACACUAUAUAUUGGAGGUAUUCCUGAUGGAAUGACGGAAAAAGACCUUCGCAAUCAUUUUUACCAGUUUGGAGAGCUGCGUUCUGUUAAUCUCCAUGCCAAACAACAUUGUGCUUUCAUACAGUUCGCAACUAGAGGUGCUGCUGAACGUGCGGCUGAGCGGACUUAUGACCGAUUAAUUUUGGGUGGUCAUAGACUAACAGUCAAUUGGGGGAAAUCACCAGCAGCUUUGGCGGCUGCCAACUCUCACUCAUCAACAGAAGCUGGUGAUAUAAGUCUACCUCCUGUUCCUGGUUUGCCUUUGCCACCUGUUUUACCGCCUACCAACUUACUAAAUAAAGCUAUGACUAUCGGUCUUAGCGGGAAUUUCUUUAUGACACCUCCACCACCGCCACCUCCCCCACCGCCUCCUACUACCAAGUCACUAAUAGGUUCCAGUUCCGAUCAUGUGUCCAGUAGUAGGAUGCCACUUAUUCCACCUCCAAUUCAACUUGCACCACCAGUUGCUGAACCACCACCUCCUGGAGAUACGUUUUUGGUUCUGCUAUUUAUUUUCUGCUACAUAGCCUGAUGGAUGAGUCACCAAGUGAACUGUUUUUUUGUAAGUUUGACAGAUUUCCCAAAUUUUAAAUCAACCUGUGAACCAUGAUACGACCAAUAAUGAUAAGCGAUGAACUGCAAUUAUGAUACCUUUCAGUUUGCCAGUUAGUCUAAUUAGACGAGUUCGAGCAACCUUCUGUUUGUGACAUAAAUGCAAGCUUUGAUUGUUUGAUUCUAUUUCCGAAACGAUUGAGGUUCUAAUUGGCAAUUUUUAGAAUUUCAAGCCAGCCAAAUAUAUACUACAAGACCGAUGCACAGAAUUAAUACAUUCGAAGGGUUAAUAAAUUAGCUGGCUAAAUUGGAAGUUUACCUCCUUCCCUACUUACUCCCGAUGCCACUCGUGAAGAAGUAUAUGUCGCCCACCAGCAUCCUCCAUCAAAGUAUCCUAGGCAAUCCUUUCCAGUUGCUGAUCAUUCUUUUCAUGUAGUUUCAUCCUGUUUGAGUAAAUCUUGUAAGGCUUAGAACCCGUUAUUGAGAGCUGUCUUGAAUUUGUUGGGUUUAUCAGCAUCUUGAAGGAAGGCUGUGUUAAAAUUUUGUAAUGUUGUUUCUCCAGUUGUCCAGUGUUUCUUUAGCAUCAGUUUCAUCUUAGCAAACACCAAGUGGUGAUCUGAAGCUAUGUCAGCUCCUCUCUUUGUUCCUACGUCUUCCAU